This is a messenger RNA of Penicillium cinerascens, 1305 nucleotides long. Its product is annotated as transcription factor SPN1. Lineage: Eukaryota; Fungi; Ascomycota; Eurotiomycetes; Eurotiales; Aspergillaceae. The transcript is spliced from 2 exons. Bases 1 to 1305 code for a protein of 434 amino acids. Gene Ontology annotation, cellular component: nucleus. The record is from RefSeq and is a predicted model, not a curated record. Gene Ontology annotation, biological process: poly(A)+ mRNA export from nucleus.
AUGUCUGCCUCUCCCGAGCGUGAAGCUGGCUCAGCCGUCGCCACCCCCGAUCGCGAGCCCGAAAAAGUCGCGACACCCGUUGCAGGCGACGGCGAAGAAGGCGACAAAGCCGCCGAACCCACCGCAGAUGAAGACGCCGAGGGCCAGGACGAGCAAGCGGGCGGAGACGAUGAUAUCUCAGAUGACGAAUCCAUUCUCUCCGAGGUCGACGAGGCACAGUUCGAGAACUUCGACCCGGAGAACGUCGAUGUCGAAGACCGCGCCCCAUUGGACGUCGAUGCGGACAACCUGAAGUUGAUCGGUCGUCACAAGCGCAAGCGCGCCGAGGGCGAGGAAGGCCGCCCGCGCCGCAAGGAGGGUCGUAGAGAGAAGAAGACCCGCCGCGCGCGCGAUGAUGAGGAUGCGGAGGAGGGUUCUUCAUCUCGGCCUCGUCAGCGGAAACAGAAGGAAAAGUCGCCCGAUACGGAUGAGGAGACACUGGAUCCCGAGACUCGUCGUCGCCGGGCUCUUGAUCGUGCCAUGGACGAAGCUAUGAAGAAGCCUACGAAGCGAAGGACCCGCAAGCAGGACGGAAUUGAUCUCGAGGCAAUGGCCGAUGCUGAAAUUGAGGAUAUGCGGAAGCGCAUGACUCACGCCGCGCAGAUGGAUGCCAUCAACCGCCAGGAGGGCAAGCCGGCCAUGCACAAGCUUAAGCUUCUACCGGAGGUGAUCAUGCUCCUUAACCGCAACCAGUACACCAACGCCCUGGUUGACCCGGAAAUCAACCUCUUGGAGGCCGUUCGAUUCUUCCUCGAGCCCUUGGACGAUGGUUCCAUGCCAGCUUACAACAUUCAGCGCGAUCUGUUGACCGCCCUGACGAAGCUUCCUAUCCAGAAGGAUGCCCUGAUCGCCAGCGGAAUCGGCAAGGUGGUCGUUUUCUACACCAAGAGCAAGCGCACGGAGCGGCGCAUCAAAGAGAUGGCGGAGAAGCUGCUGGCUGAGUGGACUCGCCCGAUCCUCCAACGCAGCGACGAUUACUCGAAGCGGGUGUUCCAGCAAGCCGACUUCGAUCCUACCAAAAUCACCAAGCGCGUCCAGACCCCCGCCGAAGUUGUCGCAGCCGAAGCUCGUGCGCGCGAAAUGCUGCCGCCCCGUCUUGCCAACCGUGCUCGUGUCGACCGCACCCAAGUCAGCUAUACCGUUGUUCCCCGACAGACUGCUGUGCAAGAGAGUCGGUUUGCCCGGCCUCUGGGUGCCAGCGGCGAGGAUCGUUUCCGUAAAAUGCAAGCCCGGCAAAAUGCGGCGCAGAAAGCAUCUCGUCGGUAA